AUGGCUCGCUUCGGAGACGAGGUGCCGGGUCGCUACGGGGCUGGCGGCUCCGGGGGAGCUGGCUCCGGGGGCGCGGCGGGCGGUGGAGGCGGCCGGGGUGCAGGGGGCAGCCGGCAAGGCGGACCGCCCGGGGCCCAGAGGAUGUACAAGCAGUCGAUGGCCCAGCGAGCCCGCACCAUGGCUCUCUACAACCCCAUCCCCGUCCGGCAGAACUGCCUGACUGUCAACCGGUCCCUGUUCCUCUUCAGCGAGGAUAAUGUGGUGAGGAAAUACGCCAAAAAGAUCACCGAAUGGCCUCCUUUUGAAUACAUGAUUUUAGCGACUAUCAUAGCGAACUGCAUUGUUCUUGCCCUGGAGCAGCACCUGCCUGAUGAAGACAAGACCCCGAUGUCAGAACGACUGGAUGACACGGAACCAUAUUUCAUCGGAAUCUUUUGUUUUGAGGCUGGAAUUAAAAUCAUCGCCUUAGGGUUUGCUUUCCACAAAGGCUCCUAUCUGAGGAAUGGGUGGAAUGUGAUGGACUUCGUGGUGGUUCUUACAGGCAUCUUGGCGAAAGUCGGCUCCGACUUCGACCUGCGAACACUGCGGGCAGUUCGUGUGCUCCGGCCGCUAAAGCUGGUGUCGGGGAUCCCAAGUUUACAAGUGGUUCUGAAGUCCAUCAUGAAGGCUAUGAUACCUCUGCUACAAAUUGGCCUACUCUUGUUUUUUGCAAUCCUUAUUUUUGCAAUCAUAGGAUUAGAAUUUUAUAUGGGAAAAUUUCACACCACCUGCUUUGACUCGGUGACAGGCGAAAUCAAGGUCGAUGUUCCAUGUGGGACAGAAGAACCAGCCCGCAUGUGCCCCAAUGGGACCGAAUGCCGUGAGUACUGGGAAGGCCCGAAUUACGGGAUCACGCAGUUCGAUAACAUCCUGUUUGCUGUGCUGACUGUCUUCCAGUGUAUCACCAUGGAAGGGUGGACCGAACUCCUUUAUUAUAGCAACGAUGCCUCAGGGAACACUUGGAACUGGCUGUACUUCAUCCCCCUCAUCAUCAUUGGCUCCUUUUUUAUGCUGAACCUUGUGCUGGGGGUGCUGUCUGGGGAGUUUGCCAAGGAAAGAGAGCGGGUGGAGAACCGGCGGGCGUUUCUCAAGUUGAGACGGCAGCAGCAGAUUGAGAGGGAGCUGAACGGCUACAUGGAGUGGAUCUCCAAAGCGGAAGAAGUGAUCCUAGCGGAGGAUGAGACGGAGGAAGAGCAGAGGCUCCCGUUUGAUGCUCUGCGGAGAGCCACCAUCAAGAAGAGCAAGACAGACCUGCUGAACCCGGAGGAAGCAGAAGAUCAGCUGGCCGACAUCUCCUCAGUGGGUUCACCCUUUGCUCGAGCCAGCAUCAAAAGUGCCAAGCUGGAAAACUCCACCUUUUUUCACAAAAGGGAGAGGAGGAUGCGUUUCUAUAUCCGCCGAAUGGUCAAAACUCAGGCCUUUUACUGGACAGUCCUCAGUCUGGUAGCACUCAACACAUUGUGUGUUGCUAUAGUACACCACAGCCAGCCAGAUUGGCUUUCCGACUUCCUCUACUAUGCAGAAUUCAUUUUCUUAGGACUCUUUAUGUCCGAAAUGUUUAUAAAAAUGUAUGGGCUCGGAACGCGGCCUUACUUUCAUUCCUCCUUCAACUGCUUCGACUGCGCCGUUAUCAUAGGGAGCAUCUUUGAGGUGAUCUGGGCUGUCAUGAAGCCUGGAACAUCCUUUGGAAUCAGCGUGUUACGAGCUCUCAGGUUAUUGCGUAUUUUCAAAAUCACAAAGUACUGGGCUUCCCUACGGAACCUGGUGGUGUCUCUCCUGAACUCCAUGAAGUCCAUCAUCAGCUUGCUCUUCCUUCUUUUCCUCUUCAUCGUCGUCUUUGCCCUUUUGGGGAUGCAGCUCUUUGGGGGCCAGUUCAAUUUUGACGAUGGGACCCCUUCCACCAACUUCGACACUUUCCCAGCAGCAAUAAUGACAGUAUUUCAGAUCUUGACUGGCGAAGACUGGAACAUGGUAAUGUACGAUGGUAUCAAAUCUCAGGGCGGCGUCCAUCAGGGGAUGGUGUACUCGGUCUAUUUCAUUGUUCUCACCUUGUUUGGUAACUAUACCCUGCUGAAUGUGUUUUUGGCUAUCGCCGUGGAUAACCUGGCUAACGCACAGGAGCUCACCAAGGAUGAACAAGAGGAGGAGGAGGUGGCCAACCAAAAACUUGCACUACAGAAAGCCAAGGAGGUGGCAGAAGUGAGCCCCCUGUCUGCAGCCAGCAUGUCUAUAGCGGUGAAAGAGCAGCAGAAGAACCAAAAAUCCUCCAAGUCUGUCUGGGAGCAGAGAACGAGUGAGAUGCGGAAGCACAAUCUGCUGGCGAGCCGGGAAGCCCUGUACAAUGAGAUGGACCCCGAGGACCCGUGGAAGGUGACCUACGCCCGGGCCAUGCGGCCUGACAUCAAGACCCACCUGGACCGGCCCCUGGUGGUUGACCCUCAGGAGAACCGCAACAACAACACCAACAAGACCCGGCCCAACGAGCCCUCUCUGGAGCAGCGCUUCAGCCAGCAGCGGGCUGAGGAUUUCCUGCGCAAGCAGGCCCGCUACCACGAGCGCUCGCGGGAAUUCAGCAGCUCCCGCAGCUACGAGCAGCCUGAUGCAGAGGGGCUUGAGGCCCGACGGCAGCGCAGCGGGAGCAAGGAGACCAAUCUGAACCAGGACGGCACCUACCGGGAGCUGGACUAUCCCAGCCAGGGCUACGAGAGCAGCCGGGAGCAGGGCUACCGCGACAGCGCCUCGGAGCGGAUCAAAGCUGUCGACCCCCACCGCAGGCACCAGCACCGGCAAGGGGGCAGCAAAGAGAGCCGCAGCGGGUCGCCCCGGAUGGCCGAGGGCGAGCGGGAUCAUCGGCGGCAGCGGGCCCACCGCCGGAUGGGAGAGGAGGGCGGCGGGGGCCGGGACGAGGGCAGCAAGGUGGAGCGGCGACUGCGGCACCGGGAAGGGAGCCGGCCCUCCCGCGGGGACGUGGAGGGUGAGCAGCCCGACGGGGAGAGACGCCGGCGCCACCGGCACGCCGCGCAGUCCACCUACGACACCGACAGCAAGAGGGAUGACAGGGAGAGGCGUCACCGGCGCAGGAAAGAGAACCAAGGCCCCAGCCCAGUGCCCGGCCCGAACCUCUCCACCACGCGGCCGAUCCAGCAGGACAUGGGGCGCCAUGAGCCACAGGUGGCGGAGGACAUAGACAACAUGAAGAACAACAAACUAGCCACCACGGAGCCCUCAACCCCCCACAAUGCCAGCCACCUCCAGAGCCCAGCCAAGGUGGGCCACCAUGCCAACUGCACGGCCACCCGGGCAUCCCACAACCUUCCUGGCACCCUGGGCCAGCCGCCCCCCAACUCCCAGAAUGCUGCCAACCGCCAGGCACCCAGCAACCCGCCCCAGCCCGGGCCCCAGAAAACCCCCGAGAACAGCCUUAUAGUUACCAACCCCAGCACCCAGAACAACCCAGCUAAGGCUGCCAAGAAGCCGGAGCACACCACAGUGGAUAUCCCAGCCACCUUCACACCACCCAUCAACAACAUCGUCGUGCAAGUGAAUAAAAACGCCAAUCCAGACCCACUGCCAAAGAAGGAGGAAGAGAAGAAAGAGGAGGAGGAUGGCGAGCAGGAGGAGAAUGGGCCCAAGCCCAUGGUUCCCUAUAGCUCCAUGUUCAUCCUCUCCACCACCAAUCCACUGAAGGACCAGGUUCUGCGCUAUUUUGACUACGUCUUCACGGGUGUCUUCACCUUUGAGAUGGUCAUUAAGAUGGUCGACCUGGGGCUGGUUCUUCACCAAGGCGCCUAUUUCCGGGACCUGUGGAACAUCCUGGAUUUCAUCGUGGUCAGCGGAGCUCUGGUGGCCUUUGCCUUCACAGGCAGCAGCAAAGGGAAGGACAUUAACACCAUCAAAUCAUUGCGUGUCCUCCGCGUCCUCAGGCCCCUGAAAACCAUCAAGCGAUUGCCAAAGCUCAAGGCUGUCUUUGACUGCGUGGUGAACUCUCUCAAAAACGUCCUCAACAUCCUCAUCGUCUACAUGCUCUUCAUGUUCAUCUUCGCCGUGGUGGCCGUCCAGCUCUUCAAGGGCAAGUUCUUCUACUGCACGGAUGAGUCCAAGGAGUUUGAGAAGGACUGUAGGGGCGAGUACCUGGUCUAUGAGAAGGACAACGAAGUGAAAGCCCAGAGCCGGGAGUGGAAGAAAUACGAGUUCCACUACGACAACGUGCUGUGGGCCCUCCUGACUCUCUUCACUGUGUCCACGGGGGAAGGCUGGCCGCAAAUGUUCGACAAGGCCUCAACUGCUUAUGAGGACGUGCUAAAGAUGUUCAACCACGUCUUCACUUCAUUAUUUUCCCUGGAGUGUCUGCUGAAGAUCAUGGCCUUUGGGGUGCUGAAUUAUUUCCGUGAUGCCUGGAAUAUCUUUGAUUUUGUCACAGUUCUGGGUAGCAUCACAGACAUCUUAGUGACAGAGUUUGGGAACAACUUCAUCAACCUGAGCUUCCUGCGGCUCUUCCGUGCUGCCCGCCUCAUCAAGCUCCUGCGCCAGGGCUACACCAUCCGCAUCCUGCUGUGGACCUUCGUCCAGUCCUUUAAGGCCCUUCCCUAUGUCUGUCUGCUGAUUGCCAUGCUCUUCUUCAUCUACGCCAUCAUCGGCAUGCAGGUGUUCGGUAACAUUGGCAUCGAAGACGAAGAGGAGGACUCGGCUAUCACAGAACACAACAACUUCCGCACCUUCUUCCAGGCCCUCAUGCUUCUGUUUAGGAGCGCCACUGGUGAGGCCUGGCACGAGAUCAUGCUGGCCUGUCUGAGCGGGAAACCCUGCGACGAGAACUCGGGCAUCAAGGAGAAAGAGUGUGGCAACGAGUUCGCCUAUUUUUAUUUUGUCUCCUUCAUUUUCCUCUGCUCCUUCCUGAUGCUGAACCUCUUUGUGGCCGUCAUCAUGGACAACUUUGAGUACCUGACCCGAGACUCCUCCAUCCUGGGGCCCCACCACCUGGACGAGUACGUGCGUGUGUGGGCAGAGUACGACCCCGCCGCUUGGGGCCGGAUGACUUUCACGGAUAUGUAUGAGAUGCUGAGGCAUAUGUCUCCACCCCUUGGGUUAGGGAAGAAAUGCCCACCCCGGGUUGCUUAUAAGAGACUGCUCCGCAUGGACCUGCCUGUGGCUGACGACAACACCGUCCACUUCAACUCAACCCUCAUGGCUCUGAUCAGGACCGCGCUGGACAUCAAGAUCGCCAAAGGAGGAGCCGACAAGCAGCAGAUGGACGCCGAGCUGCGGAAGGAGAUGAUGGCCAUCUGGCCCAACCUCUCCCACAAGAACCUGGAUCUCCUUGUCACCCCUCACAAAUCCACGGACCUGACAGUCGGGAAGAUCUACGCCGCUAUGAUGAUCAUGGAGUACUACCGGCAAAGCAAGGCCAAGAAGCUCCAGGCCAUGAGGGAGGAGCAGAAUCGAACGCCGCUCAUGUUCCAGCGUAUGGAGCCGCCGUCCCCCACCCAGGAGGGGGUCCCGGGGCAGAAUGCUCUCCCGUCCUCCCAGCUGGACCAAGGGGGUGGCCUGAGUGCGCCUGAAGGGGGCAUCAAGGAGAGCCAGUCCUGGGUCACCGAGAGAGCACAAGCGAUGUUCCAGAAGACAGGCACCUGGAGUCCAGAGCGAGGUCGCCCCGAAGACAUGCCCAACAGCCGUCCCAAUUCCCAGUCUGUGGAGAUGAGAGAGAUUGGGAAGGACGGCUACUCAGACAGCGACCACUACCUCCCCAUGGAAGGGCACGGCCGGGCGGCCUCCAUGCCGCGACUCCCCGCUGAAAACCAGAGGAGGAAGGUGCGAUCCCGAGGAAAUAAUCUCAGUACGAUCACGGACGCCAGCCCCAUGAAGCGCUCUGCCUCCAUGCUGGGCCACUCGCGCGCCAAAGGCAUCCGGCUGGACGACUACUCCUUGGAGAGGGUCGUCCCCGAGGAGAACCAGCGGCACCACCAGCGGCGGAGGGAGCGGAGCCACCGGGCCUCGGAGCGCUCGCUCAGCCGCUACGCGGACGUGGACACAGGGCUGGGCACGGACCUGAGCAUGACCACGCCAUCGGGCGACCUACCUCCCAAAGAAAGAGACCAGGAGCGAGGACGACCCAAGGACCGGAAGCAUCACCACCAUCACCACCAUCACCGCCAUCACCACCCCUCCUCCGACAAGGAGCGCUACUCGCAGGAGAGACAUGAGCACAGCCGGCCCCGCUCCAGAGACAGGCGCUGGUCCAGAUCCCCCAGCGAGGGCCGUGAGCACAUGCCCCACAGGCAGGGUAGUAGUUCCGUAAGUGGCAGUCCAGUCCUUUCAACGUCCGGCACCAGUACCCCAAGGCGAGGACGCCGCCAGCUCCCACAGACCCCUUCUACACCCCGGCCACACGUGUCCUAUUCCCCUGUGGUCCGUAAGGUCAUCAGUACAGGCCCCCAGCAGCAGCCGCAUCACCCCAGCAGGAUAUCCACCCCCGCGCCGAGACGAUACCCCUCGCUCCCUGCCGACCCCCAGGCGGCGGAGUGGCCCGGCAGAUCGCCCGCCAUAGAGAGACACACGGUCCCACCACGGAACGAUUCGCCCCGAGCCUACCGCCACGCCAGCAGCCGGUGGUCGGCGCCCCACGUCUCCGAGCCGCACCCGGGACCCCGUCGUGGCGGUUAUUACCGGAGUCCGGACUGCACCGCGCCCCCCAGCGAGGACGCCUUCUCCUACGAGACCACACACAUCAGCAGCUCAGGGCGUUCGCCCAGGACUUCCCGGGCGGGUGGCGGCUCUUCACCCUCCAGGCCUGGGCGGCGACUUCCUAACGGAUAUUACCACUCCCAUGGAGCAGCCAAGCCACGCUCGCGCCAAGGACUGCAUGAACCCUCUAGCGAAACUGACGAAGAUGACUGCUGCUAACCUGGAAGCGGUUUGACACACUCAUGCACACUCGCA
Molecule: messenger RNA, 6975 nt
Organism: Terrapene triunguis (Three-toed box turtle)
Lineage: Eukaryota; Metazoa; Chordata; Testudines; Emydidae
Gene: CACNA1A
Product: calcium voltage-gated channel subunit alpha1 A
Exons: 47
Coding region: 1-6939 (2312 amino acids)
Biological process (GO): calcium ion import across plasma membrane; chemical synaptic transmission
Cellular component (GO): membrane; neuronal cell body; voltage-gated calcium channel complex
Molecular function (GO): high voltage-gated calcium channel activity
Source: RefSeq, a predicted model, not a curated record